AUGGAUUCCUGUUUUCACGCACUUUGCAUGACUUUUCUCCUGGCGUCGUUCACGCGGAGGACAGGUGCGGUCGGACCUGUUAUCAGAUGCGAGCCGUGUGACAUCGGAGCGCGGCUCCUGUGCAAACCUCUCCCCAAGGACUGCGCCGAGAGGGUGCGAGAGCCGGGCUGCGGCUGCUGCCUGACCUGCGCGCUCAGCUCCGGCCAGCCGUGCGGGGUGUACUCCGGGAGAUGCGGCUCCGGGCUCGCCUGUCAGCAUCAGCCGGGAGAGACCAGACCUCUGCAGGCGCUGCUGGAGGGACGCGGGGUUUGUGCCAACGCUACCGACAAACGACUCUCCGCGAGACCGACUCCUCCGGCCAAUGAACUGCCAGCAGAGAAUAUUGAGACCCAGGACGAGGAGCGGAAUUCCACCGGGUCAGGUCUCCAGACCUCGUACAUCACCAACAGACCCACGGGACCCCUGAAACCUCCACUUCACCCUUUUUUCCCCUCUGCCAAGUCAGAGGUCCUCCGACGGGAGCAGCAGAAGAGAAUCCAGAGCUUUAAGAUGGAGGAGCUCCCGGGACCACUCAUCACAGACCAACAAAACUUCUCUCUAGAGACCAAACAGGAGCCCGAGUAUGGUCCCUGUCGGAGAGAGAUUGAGAGCAUUCUCAGCAGCCUCAAGAUUACAGACAUUCUCAACCCCAGAGGUUUCCGCAUACCAAACUGUGACAAGAAGGGCUUCUAUAAGAAAAAACAGUGCCGUCCGUCCAAAGGCAGAAAGCGAGGCUUCUGUUGGUGCGUGGACAAAUACGGGCAGCCCUUGCCAGGUUUCGAUGGGAAGGAGCGAGGAGACGCCCAGUUCUACAACUCCGAGAGCCAAUAGGAGCGAUGGCAGGACGGAGGGAGGGAGGGAGGGAGGGCAAGAAGAGUUGUAAACAAAUGGAGACACUGAGGAUAUUGGGAGAUAUGUCAAGAGAUGGCUCUGCCGAUAAAUGGAUGUUUGCUAUUUCUCUGGGACCUUUUUUUUUAUGAGGCGGAGCAAGGGGAACAGAGGAAGAGUACCAGGAGGUGGAGGAGAGAAAAAAACUGUACUCUUCUUCCUUGGAUGGACUCUUCAUAUGCUUUUUUUUGUCUCUGACCCAACCAGGACAACUUCUGGGAAGAGGAUGUGAUUUAUCUCAGAGGCCCUCGUUCCGAUUAUGAAAAAACUGAAACAUUUGUCACACACAUUGAUGAGCGUGCUCUUCGUUUACGCACAUUCGAGUGGCAUUGCACACGUGUACAUGCUUGUCAUAAUUUGUAUGCUUGUGAUUUGUUAUAAAGGCGUCGCGUGUGGUCACGACAGCCGUAAAUCGUAUGUAUGAAUAUGUUUUUGGGAGUAAGCAUGCCGUGCCUUACUUUUAUAUGAAUUCCUUUUUUUCCGGUUGCUUCCUGCCCCUCAGGAAGUUGGACUGGACUGUGCAGCUCAAACGCUACAGUGCGUAUCAUUUUUUUAUUUUUUUUAACGCUGGAUCUGAAGCCACAAGAAGAGGGACAUUUCCUUAAGUCUGUACUGUGGUUGUUACUGUUUUUUUUUUAUCACUUUGCAUAAGCUGAACUUUUGGGAUAAAGGCCACAAACCGUUAUCUCUGAUCUUCUCCAUCACUUGCCUUUGUUUGAGUGAAUACGCUGUUUGCAUGUACAAUGCAACCCUCAG
Anoplopoma fimbria (sablefish) is the source of this 1683-nucleotide messenger RNA. RefSeq names its product insulin-like growth factor-binding protein 3. Gene Ontology annotation, molecular function: insulin-like growth factor I binding; insulin-like growth factor II binding; fibronectin binding. The record is from RefSeq and is a predicted model, not a curated record. Lineage: Eukaryota; Metazoa; Chordata; Actinopteri; Perciformes; Anoplopomatidae. Bases 1 to 870 code for a protein of 289 amino acids. Gene Ontology annotation, cellular component: extracellular region. The transcript has 4 exons. Gene Ontology annotation, biological process: regulation of insulin-like growth factor receptor signaling pathway.